AUGAGUGAACAACCCAAAACGGGAUCAUCUCAUAGACUACCCAUUUGGGUUCUUAGUCCGCGAGAAGAGAAGGAAGCUCGCCAAAAUUUGAAAAAAACGGCGUUUAGCAAGUGUGAUGAGUAUGUUAAAGCCAUGGUGGAGUGUUCCAAGAAGCAUGGACUUAAAGUAUUCCCAACUUGUGAGCCUGAACGUGACAAAAUGGCUGAAUGCAUAUUGUUUUAUCAAGACGACAAGUAUCUUGACGAAGAACGCGACAAGAUUGUUCAACGUAAGUUCGAUGCACUAGAGGAGCAAAUCAAGAGAAAAUAA
This is a messenger RNA of Lachancea mirantina, 309 nucleotides long. Lineage: Eukaryota; Fungi; Ascomycota; Saccharomycetes; Saccharomycetales; Saccharomycetaceae. The record is from the annotation of a GenBank genome assembly.